Molecule: messenger RNA, 1392 nt
Organism: Amblyraja radiata (thorny skate)
Lineage: Eukaryota; Metazoa; Chordata; Chondrichthyes; Rajiformes; Rajidae
Product: aspartate aminotransferase, cytoplasmic-like
Exons: 9
Coding region: 26-1306 (426 amino acids)
Biological process (GO): L-aspartate biosynthetic process
Cellular component (GO): cytosol
Molecular function (GO): L-aspartate:2-oxoglutarate transaminase activity; pyridoxal phosphate binding
Source: RefSeq, a predicted model, not a curated record
CGGGGCCCAGGUGACGCGGGUUGCCAUGGAGACGCGGCCUCCUGCCAUGGCGGAGCUGUCGGUGUUUGACGACACCCCCUUGCAGGCGGCCGCCAGGUACCGGGUGCUGGCCACCACCUUCAUCAAGGACCCCAGUCCCAGGAAGUUGUUCCUGGGGAACAGAGAAUACUGUAAGGACGAUAAAAAGCCGGCAAUGCUCCCAGUGGUGAAAAAAGUCCUACUGCGCAUAGUCAACGACGCUACACUCAAUCACGAGUAUCUGCCUACUUUGGGCCUGACAGAAUUCAACAAGGCAGCCACAGCCUUAUUAUUAGGCAAAGGUAGCAUUGCUAUUGUGGAGAAGCGGGCUGAGAGUAUACAGGUACCCGGAGGCAAUAGUGCUUUGUUCAUCGGCGCCCACUUUCUCCGUCAGUGGUACAGUAUAACCUGUCCUCAGCAAACUAGAGUGUAUAUCUCUAUCCCUUUCUGGGCGAAUCACGCAUCUGCCUUCUUUGAGGUCGGAUUUGAGAUUUAUGGCUAUCGUUACUGGAACAGUGAAAAGCUUUGCUUGGCCUUACCCUGGUUACUGGAGGACCUGGAGAAAGCACCAGAUUUCUCCAUUGUGUUGUUACACAUCGUAGCGCAUCAGCCAACAGCAACUGAUCCAACUCCAUCUGAAUGGAUGCAGAUUGCAGAGGUCAUGAAGAGAAAGCGCCUGUUUCCCUUCUUCUACUCAGCUGCUCAAGGUUUAGCUACAGGGGAUGUGCGGAGGGAUGCCUGGCCUGUACGACAUUUUGUCAAUGAGCGUUUUGAGCUGUUUUGUGCCCAGUCAUUUUCCACGAAUUUCACCUUGUACAAUGAAGGAGUUGGUAGCCUGACAAUAGUUUCCAGGAACAAUCAGACUCUUGUCUGCAUCCGAUCGCAGAUGGAAGCACUGGCAAGAAAUACAUGGUCAAACCCUCCAUGGUUUGGUGCCCGUAUCGUAGCAACAAUUCUUAAUAACCCAGCCUUCUUCGCUGAGUGGCAGGAAAAUCUGAAGAAAAUAGUCGAGCGCCUCAUGCUGACCAAGGAGAAACUGAAGGAAGAGUUGCGGACUCUGGGUACACCAGGUCCCUGGGAACAUAUCACCAAGCAGGUUGGCUUGUACAUUUUUCCUGGAUUCACAGGUUCUCAGCUUGACUACUUGAUGAAAAAGUUGCACAUUUACCUCUCCGCCAACGCUCAGAUCAACAUCAGCAAAGUGACCAGUCCGAACCUUGCUUAUGUGGCACGCUGCAUUGAUGAGGCUGUGGUCUCCAGUGCCAAAGAGAGCACACACAACAAAUAACUUUUGUGUAUUCAAGCCUUUUUCUUGUUUGUGUUCAUUUUCCAUGUUGACUGUGCAAGAUGAUAAAAAAAAAAAUGUUUUGAGGA